Messenger RNA from Limulus polyphemus (Atlantic horseshoe crab), 1929 nucleotides. RefSeq lists its product as uncharacterized. The coding region runs from base 1407 to 1808 and encodes 133 amino acids. The transcript has 3 exons. Lineage: Eukaryota; Metazoa; Arthropoda; Merostomata; Xiphosura; Limulidae. The record is from RefSeq and is a predicted model, not a curated record.
GCAUUUGUAAAUGGAUUUAAAGGUAUGAUAAACUUUACUUUUAUUAGUUUGACCAAACUCUGCAAUAAUAUAAAUAAAUAUAUCUUGACUUUCUCUCUGACAUGUUUAGAUAAAUAUUUGGGUAACGUGAGGUACAUGUGGCUCUCGGAUUGUACACUUGCACGUAUCCUAAUUGAAUCUGUCCUUGCUUUUGAGGUGACCAUGACUUCAACUACAGUUCUAGGCCAUUAUCUACAAUAAGGAAUCUUUCAGCAUUGACUAUUUAAAAUGAUCUUAUACUUGCUCUUAAUUCUGAAACUGAACAUGCCAAAACUUGGCUUCUGUUUUUAAUUAUUUUUACUACUUCAAAGUGCUUUUGGUGGUAUUUUGUUUGUUUUGGGAAGAAACAACAACAAAGUAUACAAAUUCCUUUUCUAAGAAUAAUGUUUGACUCUUUCAAAUAGCAAAGAACAUUGAAGCAAAGGGCACAAUAGACAUGGUGGACAUAGAUGAAUUUGUGAAAAGAGUUGUAACUGUAGACACUCCUCAAAGAAUAUGGGCUUCUAAAAACUUUACUGGCAAUCUCGAAUUCAAAGGACAACUGAAUUCUACUACAGUCAAUGGUCUGAACCUAAGGGACUAUGUGGACAGAGUAGUAUUCAAAAAUAGAGAUGAGGUAGUACGUGGUAAAAAAACUAUUAAAGGGAGUGUUAACAUAGAAGGAAACUUGAAUAUUGAUGGCUACCUCAAUGAUGUAGAUAUUCCUAAAUUAAAAGGAAAAGCAAUGUCCAAAAGCAAACCAAACGAUAUCACUGCUCCAAUGGCUUUUGUAAAUAGUGUAGAGAUUGGUAAGUAAUAUUUUGAAUGUGUAACUUUUUUUGUGCAGAGGACAGAAUAAACUUUCAUUCUCAAUAUUACUAUUUCUAAUUUGUACCCAAAGUAAAGGCUAUGGUAACUUUUUAACAGGACAUUUAAUAGUUAAGGAGCCUGCUACAUUAGAUGGAGUAGAUCUGCAGGUGCUAGCUUUCUUGGAUGAAGAUGUUCACUUCACAGACUUCAAUAAAUUUGAUUUGGUAGUGGAAUCUCAUGACAACAUUACUGUUAAUGGCCUAGUAAAUGGAUGUGACCUGGCAUGGGUGAGUGCUAUAACUUUAAGCAAAUGUACAGAUAUUAAGUAUUAGUUAAAGUAGUAUUAUGGAGAUGGGGCCUAGAUAUUUGUUGACGUAAUCUGUUCUUUAUUUCAAUGAACCAAAUUUUUCUUAUGGAAGCAUUUUUCUCUUCAAUAGCUGGCUGAACAUGCACUAUACUUGAACAAAACUAACAAACCUAUAACCGGUAAAAAGAGUUUCCACCAUCUUGCUGUAAAAGGAAAUGUGCACGUUGCUGGUACUAUUAAUGGAGUAGACAUUCAAGUCUUGGCAGGAAAGAUGGUAACAAAAUCUGAUCGGCAAACAAUUACUGGAAAAGUACAUUUUCAGAAAGGUCUAGAGGUGAAAGAACUUGUACUGAAAGACCUGGUUAAUGGAGUAAACAUUAACUUUAUUUUCAAAGAUGCUGUUAGAAGAUCUGUUCCACAAGUGAUACAAAGUUCUAAAAAGUUUGCAAAUGCUUUGGGACUAGUGGUGAGGCAGACCUUAAUGGUGGAGAAAGACCUGAAAGUACUUGAGAAGGUGAAUGACGUAGAUAUCUCUGAACUGAGUAAGAUUACAGUACUGAAAUAUGGGGAACAAGAAAUUUAUGGAAGGAAGACUCUCUCAAAUAUAAUUAUUCGUCAAAAUAUGUAUGUAGGAGGUAAGUUGUCACUUUCUUCUAGACAAAACUCUUCUUAAUUAUAAAAGAUGGAAUUCUCUAAUCUGGAGCUUAUUUGUAAUUCUCUGACUUAAUCUGUCAUUUUGAUCUUAAGCUACUUCAAUCAUUUUUACUACUUCUGACUUGAGCUUUAUGUGCAAG